AUGGAAUACCUCCUCCUCAUCUUCCGCAAAUGGGGCGAAACAGAAACAUACUGGCUCAUCAACAGACCAGGCCUCCCCGUCUCCCCUGACUCGCCUCUCCUCCACAAUACCCCAGCCGAUCCAAUCCUCAUCCCUGACCUCCUCGCAUCGCUCACUGAGACCCUGACGAGUGAUAUGGCAGUUUACACGGGGUAUCAAUUUACGAAUACCUGGUCCACAACCACAACCACAACCACCAAUGACUCAAAAUCAAUAGACCACUUCGUCCUCCUCGAACGUUAUAACUCCACACGCAAGGUCAAGCCCCAAACUGAUCCUCAGAACCAGAACCAGAACCAGAACCAAGGAGAAGCAGAAACAGACACAGAAACCAAAGACUCAAGAAACACACCCCAUCACAGCAUACCCGGCUCCAUCAGCUGGGUCUCAAGAGACAUGUCGCGCAUAAACGAGCAUCUCUCGCAGGCGCUCGAGAUCUGUGGAUCGGAUCUGUGCGCGUUGCUUGUGGGGAAUGAAUGA
Molecule: messenger RNA, 519 nt
Organism: Aspergillus viridinutans
Lineage: Eukaryota; Fungi; Ascomycota; Eurotiomycetes; Eurotiales; Aspergillaceae
Exons: 2
Coding region: 1-519 (172 amino acids)
Source: RefSeq, a predicted model, not a curated record